Messenger RNA from Fulvia fulva, 615 nucleotides. RefSeq lists its product as uncharacterized. NCBI's taxonomy places the organism in Eukaryota, Fungi, Ascomycota, Dothideomycetes, Mycosphaerellales, Mycosphaerellaceae. The coding region runs from base 1 to 615 and encodes 204 amino acids. Gene Ontology annotation, cellular component: nucleus. The record is from RefSeq and is a predicted model, not a curated record. Gene Ontology annotation, biological process: regulation of transcription by RNA polymerase II. The transcript has a single exon.
AUGUUCCAGUCCAGCCAGCUCUACUACAACCACAUGCGUCUAACCCACCAGAUGGAAGCGGUACCAUGCCCCAUCCAGGCUUGCCACAAGAAGUACAAAACCCGCAACGGGCUCACGACUCAUGUCGACACCAAGCAUCUCGCUGCAGCUAUGACGUGUCUACUGCCCGGUUGCGGCGAGACACUGAGGACACGGGACGACGUCUUCCGCCAUUUGCGAGAACAACAUCGCAUCCCGAUCCCCAACGACAAUGAUGCCUUGUUGGGUGUUGCUAAUUGCUCGGAGACGUGCAAGUACUUGGUUACGAUAUGGUGUAGAGUGAAUAAGAAGGAGGUUCCUGACUUGUCCUUCUUUGAUGGUGAGCAAGACGAUGGUGAUCGUGAUCGAACAGAUUCUGCGCAACAGAACUCUGGAAAGGCUGAGAGUACCUCAACUUCGGUCAAAACUUCAGCGGCAAGUACGACCACGGCAGUAAAAGAAGUCGAUGAGUCGCUCCCGCCACUGGGUGGAGGCUACACGAUGCCUCGAGAACCUCCAUACGAGCUGACCAGUCCGGCUGAUGUCAAAAAAAAUGCUCUCGAAAUCGUCAACCGAUACUGGCUAAGACGGCAUUGA